AUGUCUUCUUCUUCCAUCACAUCCCACACAUUCACCUCCCCCGCCUCCUCGAAACCAUACGCCUACCUCGCCGCUGGCCCCUCCAAUGGGCCCCUUGUGGUCUUCCUCCACGGCUGGCCGGCGAUCGCCUUGACAUGGAAACCCCAGCUGCUCUCACUAUCGAGCCUGGGCUUCUACUGCGUCGCCCCGGACAUGCCUGGGUACGGGGGCACCUGGACGAGUGACAACCCGAGCGACUUUGCGCUGGAGAAGAUCGUGCCGGACCUGCUGGAGCUGGUGAAGCACCUGGGCCGCAAGAAAGCCCUCUGGGUCGGCCACGACUGGGGCUGCGGACCGCUGUACGCCCUGGCGAGCCACCACCCAGAAGUGUGCCGCGCGAUCGUGGGCAUCUCGGUGCCGUACCGCACGCUGGAGCUGGGCCUUCCGGGGCUUCUCGACCUGAUCGACCGCGACGUGUACCCAGAGAGCGAGUUCCCCUACGGCCAGUGGGACUACCAGGUCUUCUACGAGCAGGAACCCCGGGCGAUCGACCGGCAAUUCGAGUCCAACCUGCCCGUGUGCCUGAAACUGGUCUACUCCCGCGGCAGCCCGCACAGCGGCAAGGCACAGGCGCGCACCGCCCAGGUGACGCGGCACAAGGGCUGGUUCGGGGGGCCCGACGCGCCGCUCCCGGACCUCCCGCUCGACAAGACGGUGCUGGACCAGGACAUCUACACGGCGCUGAUCGCGAGCGCGCAGAAAAACGGCUGGAAGGGCGCCACGGCGUGGUACCUCAACCACGGCGCGAACCGGCGGUACACGCUCGAGCGCAGCGUCGACGACGGCGUGCUGGCCAUGCCCGUGCUCUUCAUCCACACGGCCUACGACGCCGUGUGCCAGACGGUCGACAACCCGAAGCUGACCCAGGCCAUGCGCGACAAGUGCCGCCACCUGACCGAGUUCGUCAUCCCCGCCGGCCACUGGGGCAACCUCCAGUGUCCCGAGGAGGUCAACUCGGGCAUUUCCAGCUGGGUCUUGAAGAAUCUGCCCGACUGGUGGCCCGGCCCGGAGAUGAAGAGUCGUUUGUAG
Fonsecaea nubica is the source of this 1068-nucleotide messenger RNA. RefSeq lists its product as hypothetical. Lineage: Eukaryota; Fungi; Ascomycota; Eurotiomycetes; Chaetothyriales; Herpotrichiellaceae. Gene Ontology annotation, molecular function: hydrolase activity. The coding region runs from base 1 to 1068 and encodes 355 amino acids. The transcript has a single exon. The record is from RefSeq and is a predicted model, not a curated record.